AUAAACGUAAUAAUUAGUUUCAGUUCCAUUCUAACGAGUGUCAAUAGUGGUGUUUGUUUUCAAUUAAUAAGAAUUUUUCUAAUUUAAUUUCUAUUUUGGAAAAAUUCUUAAUAAAAAAAAACUUUUCAAUUGUUAACCCAAACAAGAUUUCAAAUCAACCAAAUUUCUUGUCAAGGAUAAGAGGAUAAUGAUUUAAAUCUUUAAUUUAACACGAAAAGGAAAUUAAAGGCGCCUUAAAAUAAAAAAAUUUCAAAGUGUUCAACUUUACAAAAUCGAAUUCUCAAAAUAAGAAUUGAACUUUUUGAAAAGGAACAUAAAAAUUAUAUUAAAAUUCAAAAUUUUAAUUUUCGGUUGUGAAGAAAAUUCUAAAAUCAAAAAUUAAAUAAUAAGAAUUUUUCCUAUAUUGCGUGAAAGAAAAGUCUACUCUAAAAUACUCAAAUUAUUAUUAUUCUUAAGGUGAACGUUUACGCAAAACUAUUAAAUUAAACCGAAAAUAAUUAAGAGAAAAUUUUCUUAUCACAUUAUUUAAGAGAAAUUUUAUUAAAGAAUUUUGAAGAGAAACUUAAUAUAAAGGAAAUAAUAAAAAAAAACAAUAACAAUGUCUUCUGUUAGUCGUUUAUUAAGUAGCAGCGCAGCAGCAACAACAAAAAAUCAGCUUAAUAAAUUCUCUUUAUUAAAUACAAAGCCUUCUGUUAAGGCAACAGCAGCAACAACUACAGCAUGUCGUACAAAAAGCUCUUCAUCAUCAUUUGCAGCAGCACCACCAAUGCUGAAUACAAUUAUUUUAAAUGACAAUUACAAUCAGUCUAACUUAAAUACUCAAUGUGGCGAUAGUAAUAAUAUAAAUGCCGGUUUUUCACAAAAAAUCAUUAAACGUUCAUCCAGUAGUAACAGCAGUAAUUGUACCAGUUCUAUUGGUACAACAACAUCAUCAACAUCAAAUUCGAAUUUAUUAAAUACAAAUUUAAAUAAUAAUAAUAACAAUAUUGAAACAAACGCACGCAAUAUGGCAACUACAAGUGGAAAUUGUUAUAAUGUCAGUGUUGAUAAUAUUAAUCCAAAUUUCAUUGUUAUGGAAUAUGCUGUUCGUGGACCAUUAGUUAUUAGAGCUGGUGAAAUUGAAAAAGAAUUACAAGCUGGCAAGAAAAAGCCUUUCAAUCAAGUAAUUCGUGCAAAUAUCGGUGAUGCUCAUGCUAUGGGUCAAAAGCCAAUCACUUUCUUAAGACAAGUAUUGGCUUUAGUAACACAACCAGCUUUAUUAGAUUCAGGUGAUUUCCCUGAGGAUGCAAAAAAACGUGCCAGAGAUUUAUUAGCAGCUAGUGCUGGUAAUUCAUUUGGUUCAUAUACUGAUUCAUGCGGUAUUGAAUUGAUACGUCAUCAAGUUGCUGAUUAUAUUGAAAGACGUGAUGGUGGUAUUAAAGCUGAUUGGAAUAAUAUUGUUUUAACUGCUGGAGCUACUGCCGGCAUUAAAGGAUUACUUUGCCUAUUGAACUGUGAAGUGAAUGGUAAAAAACCAGGUGUUAUGAUUCCUAUACCACAAUAUCCAUUAUAUUCGGCAACAUUAGCUGAAUAUGGCAUGACACAAGUUAAUUAUAUGUUAGAUGAAUCAAAUAAUUGGGCAUUAAAUACUGAUGAAUUAGAACGUGCAUUAAAAGAGGGUAAUAAAACAAGUAAUGUACGUGCUCUAUGUAUUAUUAAUCCAGGAAAUCCAACUGGUCAAGUAUUGACACGUGAAAAUAUUGAAUCAAUUAUUAAAUUUGCUCAUAAACAUAAAUUAUUUUUGUUUGCUGAUGAAGUAUAUCAGGAUAAUAUAUAUGAUAAAGAUUCAAAAUUCUUUUCAUUUAAAAAAGUUAUGUCAGAAAUGGGUGCACCUUAUAAUCAAAUGGAAUUAGCUAGUUUUAUGUCAACAUCAAAAGGUUAUUUAGGUGAAUGUGGUAUACGUGGCGGUUAUAUGGAAAUAUUAAAUGUUUGCCCAGAAGUUAAAAAAAUGUUAUUAAAAUCAAUUUCAGCAUCAUUGUGUCCAACAACAGCUGGUCAAGUUGCUUGCAGUGUAUUGGUUAAUCCACCCAGAGAAGGUGAACCAUCCUAUGAACAAUUUAUUAAAGAGAAGACACAUGUUUUAGGCUCAUUAAAAGAACGUGCUGAAUUAAUACACAAGACUUUUAAUUCCUUUGAAGGUUUCAGUUGUAAUCCAGUACAAGGUGCAAUGUAUGCAUUCCCACAAAUUAAAAUACCACCAAAAGCUAUUGAAGCAGCUAAAAAAGCUGGUAAACCAGCCGAUACAUUUUAUGCUUUUGAAUUAUUAGAAACAAGCGGUAUUUGCAUUGUACCUGGUAGUGGAUUCGGUCAAAAACCCGGAACAUAUCAUUUUCGAACAACGAUCCUUCCACAAACAGACAAAUUAAAAAUAAUGUUGGAGAAAUUCAGAGAAUUCCACGUAGCAUUUAUGAAUAAAUACAAAUAAAUUGAUAGUUCCCUUGUUUAAAUUGUUUUUUUUUUUUCUUAUUAAUUAUUUUCAUACAUCCUAUUGGCUAUUUAGUACAUAAUAAUAAAUUUAAUUGAAUUCUAAAUGUAAAAUUAUCGCGUUAAAUUUUAAAUGAAUUUGAAAAAAAAAAAAAAGAGAAAAUGGAAUUUCUCAUAAUUAUAUAAAUUAAUAAAUUCAUUAGUUAAAAUUUUUAAAAAUAUAAGAACGUGUAUAAAAUAUUUUAAUUUUAAAUUUAGAUUUUUUGUUAAUGAAUAAAAAAAAAUUGAUUAAUUUUUAAAGCGAUUUAUUCAAAAUUUAAUAAUUUUUUAAAGGGUUUAACAUACAUGAUGAUAUGAAUUAGUUUCUAUUCAUUUUCAUAAAUUAAAUAUUUUAAAAAUCAUUCAAUUAUUAUAAUAAAUGUAAUAUUAUUGAUACAGACCAAUAAUAAUGUUCAAAAAAGAAAUGUUCAAUAUUGUAAAAUCUUUGAAUACAAAAAUUUUUGAUAAAUAAAUUUUAAUUGUAUUUUUGUAAAAUAAAAUUUCACAAAAUAAAACUAUAAAACUUAUUAAAAUUAUUGAUGUACCCAUGAAAAUUAUUAAUUUAUAUCAUCAUUUUAUAUAAAAAUGCCUUUUUUAUAUAAAUUAAGCAUUUAAUAAAUUAAUUUGUUUUCUCUUAUCAAUUUGAAUAUUGCCCCCUUUCCCUCCAAAACCAAGCUGUUUUUACAUCCUGCUCCACAGAAAAUAUCAAAUUUGUUUGUUCGAAAAUGAUUAUUUUAUGUAAAAUGAAGACAAUAAUUUUUUAAUUAAAUUUUAAUAAAAUAAAGAAAUUAAAAAAUGAAAAUAUGUAAAUUUUUAUAUUGAAAUAAUAAGAAAACAAAUUUGAAAUAAAAAUCUGCUGAAUUAACAAAAAAAAAAAGAAAAAAAUUCGCGCACUAAUAAUAUUAAUUUUUAUUUAAAAUUUCUUUAAUUUUUUUUUUUUUGCAAAAUGAAAAGGCGAUUAUAAUAGUUAAUAAUUAAGCUUUAAUGAAUAAUUAAUGAAAUGAUAUUCAAUUAAAUAGAUUUCGUUUUUUUUUUUAAAUUAAUAUUAUAAAAUUAUUAUUCAUUUAGUAUAUACAUAUUAUUGUGGAUAAAUAUUAUUACAAAAAUAUUGAUAUGUUAAAAUUAAAUAAAAAAAAAAAUAUAU
Molecule: messenger RNA, 3646 nt
Organism: Condylostylus longicornis
Lineage: Eukaryota; Metazoa; Arthropoda; Insecta; Diptera; Dolichopodidae
Product: alanine aminotransferase 1
Exons: 7
Coding region: 599-2464 (621 amino acids)
Biological process (GO): biosynthetic process
Molecular function (GO): pyridoxal phosphate binding; L-alanine:2-oxoglutarate transaminase activity
Source: RefSeq, a predicted model, not a curated record